CCUCUCGGCUGUCCGGCCCUCUCGGCUGUCCGGCCCGCUCGGCCAGGGAAGGAGCUGCGGCACCGCAAGAUGCGCUGCCUGACCACACCCUUGCUGCUGCGGGCCCUGGCCCAGGCCCAGGCUGCAUGUGCAGGACAUCCCGGUGGCCGGAGCCUCCACAGCAGUGCAGUGGCAGCCACCUAUAAGUAUGUGAACAUGCAGGAGCCGGUGAUGGACAUGCGGUCAGUGACCGAUGGGGCAGCUCGGACCCUGCUGUGGACCGAGCUCAUCCGAGGCCUGGGCAUGACCCUGAGCUACAUGUUCCGGGAGCCAGCCACCAUCAACUACCCAUUUGAGAAGGGCCCACUGAGCCCGCGCUUCCGCGGGGAGCACGCACUGCGCCGUUACCCAUCUGGGGAGGAGCGCUGCAUCGCCUGCAAGCUGUGCGAGGCCAUCUGCCCUGCCCAGGCUAUCACUAUCGAGGCUGAGCCGAGGGCCGAUGGCAGCCGCAGGACCACCCGCUACGACAUUGACAUGACCAAGUGCAUCUACUGCGGCUUUUGCCAGGAGGCUUGCCCUGUGGAUGCCAUCGUCGAGGGCCCCAACUUUGAGUUCUCCACGGAGACACAUGAGGAGCUGCUGUACAACAAGGAAAAGCUGCUCAACAAUGGGGACAAGUGGGAGGCCGAGAUUGCCGCCAACAUCCAGGCCGACUACCUCUACCGGUGACGACCUGCCCGCUUGGCUUGGCCCCGCAGCCCCUGCUGCCCAAUAAAAGCUCUGACCCCCC
This is a messenger RNA of Galeopterus variegatus (Sunda flying lemur), 769 nucleotides long. RefSeq names its product NADH dehydrogenase (ubiquinone) Fe-S protein 8, 23kDa (NADH-coenzyme Q reductase) (gene NDUFS8). The coding region runs from base 70 to 708 and encodes 212 amino acids. NCBI's taxonomy places the organism in Eukaryota, Metazoa, Chordata, Mammalia, Dermoptera, Cynocephalidae. Gene Ontology annotation, biological process: mitochondrial respiratory chain complex I assembly; mitochondrial electron transport, NADH to ubiquinone. Gene Ontology annotation, molecular function: 4 iron, 4 sulfur cluster binding; NADH dehydrogenase activity. Gene Ontology annotation, cellular component: membrane. The transcript is spliced from 7 exons. The record is from RefSeq and is a predicted model, not a curated record.